AAGCUCGGUGUAAAAUCCCAACAACGUGCAAUCAAAGAUACACUAUGUCUACGUCUUCAUCAUCUUCUCGAUCUUCAUCUUUAGAGAAGAGUUUCACAUUGCAAAGCUCCGACAACAAAGAAUUCACCGUAAAAGAGUCAAUUGCGAUCCAAUUUGAAACAAUUAACCGUAUAAUUGAGGACGAAGAAUCCACAACCACAACAAUUCUACUCCCAAACGUGGACAACGAAACCCUAACAAUGGCGAUCGAUUACUGUUCAAAGCACGUGAAUUCGAAGAAGAUCUCCAAAGAAGCCGAUCUAAAAAAGUUUGAUUCAGAGUUCGUAGCGAAGAAAGACUUGGGUGUGCUCAUCAAACUUGUCUCAGCCGUAAAUUACCUCGAUGUGAAGGGCUUAUUGGAGUUGAUUUGUCAACGAAUUGCAGAUCAGAUCAAGGAUUUGAUGUCGAAUGACGUGAGGAAGAUAUUCAAUAUUGAGAAUGAUUUCACUCCGGAGGAAGAGGCAGCAAUUUAGAAUGAGCAUGAAUGGGCUUUCGAGGUUUAGGGUUUAGUUUAUG
Molecule: messenger RNA, 555 nt
Organism: Camellia sinensis
Lineage: Eukaryota; Viridiplantae; Streptophyta; Magnoliopsida; Ericales; Theaceae
Source: RefSeq, a predicted model, not a curated record